Drosophila biarmipes is the source of this 668-nucleotide messenger RNA. It is a transcript of the gene EMC4, whose product is annotated as ER membrane protein complex subunit 4. Lineage: Eukaryota; Metazoa; Arthropoda; Insecta; Diptera; Drosophilidae. Gene Ontology annotation, cellular component: EMC complex. The transcript has 3 exons. Bases 113 to 613 code for a protein of 166 amino acids. Gene Ontology annotation, biological process: protein folding in endoplasmic reticulum. The record is from RefSeq and is a predicted model, not a curated record.
AUAACUGAUUGAUAGUGAGAACCGGACGUUAAACAACACUACGCAACCAAUUGUCGGAAAAAUUGUCACUUAAUUCUGCGAAAAGACCGAUAUUUAAUAAAGGAAACGUAACAUGUCGGCCAAGCAAAAUUCGAAGAAGUUCAAGUGGGCGCUGGACUUCAACGUGAGUAAAAACGCUGAUAUUCCCUCGCCAUUGGGAUACAAUCCUUCUGCUCUGGUGAACCAGAGCGAGGUGGUGCGCGACCAACGCCUAGUCAUCAAGAAAUCCUGGGACCUCGCCCUGGGCCCCCUGAAGAACAUACCCAUGAACCUGUUCAUCAUGUACAUGUCGGGCAACUCAAUCUCUAUUUUCCCCAUCAUGAUGGUCGGUAUGAUGCUGAUCCGACCCAUCAAGGCCAUCUUCACAACACAGGUGACAUCUAAGAUGGCCGAGGGCGCCCAGGGAACUGGACAGCGCAUCGUGUACUUCCUGGGCAAUCUGGCCAACGUGGCCCUGGCCCUCUACAAGUGCCACAGCAUGGGCCUGCUGCCCACUCACGCCUCCGACUGGCUCGCUUUUGUUCAGCCGCAGACGCGCCUGGAGUAUUAUGGCGGAGGAGUGUCCUUCGUCUAAUUUUACACAUGUAGCAUUGCUUUAUUUGAUCAUAGAUAAAUUUCUUUAAACUAAA